This is a messenger RNA of Tympanuchus pallidicinctus (lesser prairie-chicken), 3252 nucleotides long. RefSeq names its product centriole, cilia and spindle associated protein (gene CCSAP). Gene Ontology annotation, molecular function: microtubule binding. The record is from RefSeq and is a predicted model, not a curated record. Gene Ontology annotation, biological process: regulation of mitotic spindle assembly. Gene Ontology annotation, cellular component: ciliary basal body; axoneme; centriole. The transcript has 3 exons. Lineage: Eukaryota; Metazoa; Chordata; Aves; Galliformes; Phasianidae. Bases 80 to 841 code for a protein of 253 amino acids.
AGGGGCGGGCUCGGCCUGCGGCGCAGCGCUACGCGCCGUUCCGUGUCUGUUCCGCUCCCGUUCCCCUCCCGGCCCCGCCAUGGUGGUGCCGGCGCGGCGCGUGAAGACGGAGUACAUGAAGCGCUUCAAGGAGCCCAAGUGGGAGUCGUGCGGCGCCUGCUACCUGGAACUGCUGCGCUACCGCCUCAGCCGCCGCCUCCUGGAGCAGGCGCACCGGCCCUGGCUGUGGGACGGCUGGGAGCAGGACAGCGUCGGCGGCAGCGGCAGCAGCACCGCCGGGUCUCCCUCGCCGCCGGGAGCGGGCAGCCCUCCGCCCGCGCAGGAGGAGGAAGCGGCGGAGGCGGGACGGGCCGGCCCCGAAAAAGAAAGACAAGAUCAAGAAAAGCAUCAGAAAGAAGAGCAAGACAAAACUGUAGAACAUACUUCCACAAAGGAAGCAGAUAAAACUUCCACGAAGGAUGCAGAUAAAACCAGCCGUACAGGACGACGUCCAAGCCAAAGUGCCUUGUCCAGUCGUAAUGAUCGAAGAUCAACCAGAAGUCCUCAAAAGACAGAUGGACCAAAGGAGAAUAAACAUCCAUUUGCUCUCUAUGGGUGGGGAGAAAGACAGACAGAUACUGGAAGCCAGAAAACUCACAAUGUCUGUGCUUCUGCUUCAGUGAAUGAAAUUCACGAAUCUGCUCUACGAGCAAAGAACAGGAGACAAGUGGAGAAAAGGAAGCUUUCACAGCGGCGGGUACGAUCAGCAGAGGCAGAGAAAGCUUGGCGGAUAAAGCCUUCCCCACCAGAUAACCCCUGGAUGACAGAGUACAUGAGAUGCUACUCGGCCAGAGCUCGGUGAAUUUGGAUUCAACUUGGGCAUCUUCACAAGAAGUUAUGCAUAUCAGGACACUGGUGCAAGGAACCAAACCAUUUAUGCAAGGUUUUUAUAGGGAGUUUCCAGCUGUUAAAAUAUUUGUUAAAGUAUUUUUAUCUUGGCUACCUACCUCACAGUGGGGUGUCUAGUUGGAGCCAUAACAUUUGAAGAGGCUUUUAAAUAUAGCUACCCAAAUUUUUAAACAAUUCCCCUUUUGGGAAUCUUUCUAAUGAGUUUCAAUUGACUUGUUUUGAGGGGGGAGGGGGGCUUUGCAUACUGGCAAUGAGAACAAACUCUUAUUUUAUUGAUAUUGGUUGUGAAUAAUCUGCCCCUUACUUUUAAAAGAUCUAAAGUCCUCCAAACCACAAGGAGGUGGUGCUGGGGGGAGGGAAUAGGAGGAGGAGAGGGAAGGGAGGGGGAACUUGAAAGGUGUGAUGGAGGUGCCUUUGCAUUUAUUUUAUUAAGUCAAUACUUGUACCAAAAUAAAUAUAUUAAAAUGGGCAACAGAAAGGCAAGUGGGUGUGGUAAGCAGCACUAUUGGGUGUGGAUGCUUCAGACAGACAAAUGCCAAGUAUUGUCUGCAUACAGAAGCUUCAAAAAAAAUUAGUACAUCUGCUGAUUCUUAAUUUUCAUUGCUGCUUUCAAGGUUAUCUGUAAUAAAAUACUAACUUUCAGAGCAAGAAACAGCUACAGAAUUAUUGUGCUGUUGCUGUACCUGUUGCACUGAAUAACUGAUAACGACAAUCAUCAUCUGACAGCUGCUGCUCAAAAAGCAGCUGCUUGUUCUAUGAGUAUCAACUUGGCACCACUGUACUGAGCUUGUGGUCACACUUAUUCUGUGCUUAAUCAUGUAAAUGCUGGUUUAUCAGAGCAGGCUGGCUUCUGUUUAGUGAAGUCUAUUUUUUAUUAUGAAUAUCUAUCUAUGCUCAGUGGGGUUAGACUGCAAUAUGUAUUCCAUUUGGUGGUACUGUAUGAGUGUGCUAAAUUAGAGGCUUUUAACUUAAACCAUUUUUGAUAAAAUUUAGAUGAAGUAGAGGAGCCUUAGCCUUCUGCCUCAAGGUUGGUGCAUAACUCCUCAAUAAGGGGGGGUGAGAGCGAGGGGAGGAAGGAGAUGGUAUCCUGCAGUAGAGUACAUAAUGGAGUUUGGAUGCUUUCACUUUGUAGGUCUUUCUUUUACAUACACUGUCUGUCAAACCCACAGUGAUCUUUUUUAAACUCCAUCUGCUAUGAAUGAUUUGUCUGAAAAUUGAGCUUUAGGCAGGUGACUAUGGUUAUGAACUUCAAGUUUAGUUCAGAUGUGCUGUGUUUGUUAUAUAUGUUGUUUACCUUGCUUUAACAGUUUUGAAGCUUGCUUUUUACAGACAAGACCCUUUCUCACAGGAAGCACACUUAACACUGCUGCAGCAGAAGCCUGUGCUUCACUACCCAAUCUCAUUGAGUCAGCAGGACUAGAACCCCUGCUGCAACAGGGACAGUUAAAAUGCUUAGUGAAGUCUGAUUGUUGAUCUUCAAGUAACUGUGGGAAGACAAAGUAUUGUUGCCUUCUAAUCUUAUAUCAGUCAGAUGGAAAUUAAGAUUAAAUAAACCUUUAAUAAGAAGUUUUAGAGUCUGUGAAAUUAUAACCUGAUUUUUCAAGCAUAUAACUUACUUUAAAAAUCCCAACAGCUCACGUUCAGGAUGCCUACCAGAGAUCUUGCACUUUUAAAUCUCAGAAAGUAUGGUUGUCUGAUCCAUGAAGAAUGACUAUUCCAACUUCUCAGCAAAGCACAGUUUAGAACUUCCUAAAAUUUCAAAACAGCAUUCCAAACUGAGGUGAAAUUAUCCAACAGGAUGUUCUUAUUCCACAUGAGAUUUUUAUUUCUUUGUAUACAAUUUUUCCUAUUUAAAACAUAUUUACAGCAGCUAUUUAAGCUGCUUUGAUGCUGUUUCAGUUCAGAAAUCCACUCUAGUUUUGAACAGUAUCAAAGCACUCAGUAGUACCUAACAGCCUUGUUGUGUGGAACACCACAUACAUACACACCUUUGUCUCUGUGGACUCUGUGUAACUGGCAGAUGAACUAUGUGCCCUCUGCAUUUUGUUGCAUUAAGCAGGUUCCUUGGUGGGACUCGUCUUGCCCUACUUUCCAUGCCAGUUUCUAGAGUUCCCACUGAGAAUGGGGUGAGCCAAUAAUCCUGCCUUAAGUACUCAUUCUUGGAUAAGCUGCAUUUCCUAUUAGAUUUCAGUUGCAAGGUUUUAACAGUUUUCUGCCUUGGAUACUGGGUACCAAGCCUGAGAAGUCUCCAACUUGGUCAUGAUCUGCAGAACAUUAGAAAUAUGUUCAACACCAUCUGGACAGCUGUGUACUGAGGAAAUACUCGUUUUUAUCCUUGUCUAGAUAAGAGCUGUUCCCCAGCAA